UUUCUCCGCUCGGAUGUGAUGUAGCAAAGUUGCUUGGACAUAUCGGAAGUCAGAAUCUUCUGCGUGGGCAGUCAAACGUAUCGCUAACAUUACGUUUAAAAGAUUUUUAAACUUGAAAGAAGUCACAUAGUUUAAGCGAAUGGCUUACCCAGGAUACGGAGGGUAUGGUGGCCAGAUGCCAGGCAUGCCAGCUCAGGGAAUGCCACCCCAAGGAAUGCCAGGUGGACACAUGGGCGGCCCUAUGGCUGGACAUAUGGGUGGGCCGAUGGGGGGCCCACCGCCACAGGGAGGCUACGCCGCUUAUGGGGGAAGUUAUCCAGGUGCAUUCGGUGCCCCGCCCCCAGCUGCCAAUGACCCAAUGUGGGGUUACUUCACAGCUAUAGCUGGCCAGGACGGAGAAAUCGACGCAGAGGAGCUUCAGAGGUGUCUGACGCAAGCCGGUUUCACCGGCAGCUACACGCCCUUCAGCCUGGAAACAUGCAGGAUCAUGAUUGGGAUGCUCGACAGGGACUUUACAGGGAAGAUGGGCUUCAAUGAGUUCAAGGAUCUGUUCGUCGCUCUGAACGGCUGGAAACAGAACUUCAUGAUGUUCGACCAGGACCGGAGUGGAACAGUGGAGCCUCAUGAAAUGAGUCAGGCGAUCAAUUCCAUGGGUGAGGAUCGCUACCGCGUCAGCCCCCAGACCCUGAACGCAAUCAUAAAGCGCUACAACAAAGGGGGCAGGAUCUACUUUGACGACUACGUGGCGUGCUGCGUCAGGCUGCGAGGCCUAACGGAGAGCUUUAGACGGAGAGACACCAUGCAACAGGGAUCUGUCACAUUCCAAUAUGAUGACUUUAUCCUGAGCACUAUGGCCAUCUAAGGGACAGAGGAGCUCGUCUCAGCCAAUGACUGUUUUUAUUUUUAUUUUUUUUAAUCAGUGCCUCACAGAAAUGCAAGGGGGGAGAGGCCAGUAUGUUAGAGUGACCGUAAACAUGCUCAUGAUGCUUCUCGUAAGGUUUUUUUCUUUUUUCUUCUUGAGUUUCAAGACGUGCUGAAAAUUGAAAAGGGCCACGCUUGAAUAUUUAAACAGGAUGUGUCCACAUUAGGAGAAAAAAUGACUUGUUAAGCCAUUAUGAAAAGGAUUUCUUUCAUGAUAAAAAAAAGACAUAUCCUAUGAAAAGACUGAAUGAUUAAAAAAAAAUGUUUAAAUGGUUCAGGCUAAGAAACAGGGAAAAAAAUAGCAGUCUCAGCAAAGUGGCCAUUUUGGGCUGUACAUCAUAAACGGGAAGAUAUCUGUAUACUCAAGACUAUAGUGCCAUUAUAACCUCUGAAUAUAUGGUCCAUCAUAAUCAAGCCAUAUUUUGAUAUUAAAUAUGUCAAGAUUGAAUGUAGUAACAUUUACAAACAUUGUUCUUAAUUUAGAUGUGAUAAUUGUCUGUUCCAUAACAUGUAGAACAGAUGUUUUUUUUUACAAUAGCUUAGUGUUUCACAUGCUAACAAGCCAAAGUCAAUGUAAGCUGUAAGCAUAUUUCUUCUUCUUCUUUGAAAAUAUCACCACAAAUACAGCCAUUGUUCUUCACUUUAACCCCCACCCCCCCACCAUGUUGAUUCUUUUUUCUUAGUCACAAUAAACACAUAUUUUUUUAAACCA
Molecule: messenger RNA, 1633 nt
Organism: Menidia menidia (Atlantic silverside)
Lineage: Eukaryota; Metazoa; Chordata; Actinopteri; Atheriniformes; Atherinopsidae
Source: the annotation of a GenBank genome assembly